GGAAAGAAAUAAUGUUGGCUGGCAGAAAAACCCUAAACCCGAAAAACCAAACCGAACGACCAGACCCGUUUCCAGAUCCAUUUCUUCUUCCCGCACGAGGACUGAGCGAGCAGACACGAUGACCACGGAAACGGACGACUCCACAACUGUGCGGCGGCGCGUGUCCUGCACAAAAUGCUUCGACGCUUUAUGGUUCUGCUACUCACCAUUUUACCAAAUGCAGCAGUAUUACCGGGUUGGAAAACUUGAUGAUUGUACUAAGAAGUUCUCUGAUCUCUUUGAUUGUCUUUCAUUAAAGACCAAAACAGCUUCUGAAGCCGAGAAAAUUAUGGAAGAGCAAGAGCAAGCAGAAGCAGCAAAACAUAUCUGGCUUAUGAGGACACAGGUAGAAGCUUCUACUCACUGGAACGAGACGUUUGGGCAUUUGGAUGAUCCAAAUUACUAGAAGUGCAGUCACACUCCAUACUUGAUUCUUGAUGGCAUUUUUACUUCCAAGAAACUCCUCUCUUUUUUUUUGCUAGAGAUCUGCAGAUUGUUCUGCUGCGGGAUAUGAAAAAAAGCUUUUUUGUCAUCUAUCAGUUACCAUGAAACAUUUUAAAGGGCUAUGCCUCAAAUCUUCCAAAGAAGCGCACCACGGAAAGAUGGAAGGGAUGUUGUGAGAUGAUCGUUUGAAUGUAUUCGGUAACUACAGAAAUAAAAUUCUUAUUUUCUAUUAAUAAAGUUGGAAAAUAUUAGACGUG
Raphanus sativus (radish) is the source of this 740-nucleotide messenger RNA. RefSeq lists its product as uncharacterized. Bases 119 to 445 code for a protein of 108 amino acids. The transcript is spliced from 3 exons. NCBI's taxonomy places the organism in Eukaryota, Viridiplantae, Streptophyta, Magnoliopsida, Brassicales, Brassicaceae. The record is from RefSeq and is a predicted model, not a curated record.